Molecule: messenger RNA, 786 nt
Organism: Suillus fuscotomentosus
Lineage: Eukaryota; Fungi; Basidiomycota; Agaricomycetes; Boletales; Suillaceae
Exons: 2
Coding region: 1-786 (261 amino acids)
Source: RefSeq, a predicted model, not a curated record
AUGAAGCGGGUUGGCGAUGACGCACCAUUUACAGGUGUAAUACUUCCACAAGAGAUUUUGUUCAUGAACUUCGACCCUCGCCGUGGUCCUUGCUGUACUGUGGAGAAUUUCACUGUUGAAAUCUUGGGCACGCCCAAGUCCGCGUGGAAUGUCUCCGCUACCAAAGUAUUUGCUCGUGACUUUGUCGCCCACCAUCCCAACUCUCAAUACGACGCUGUCAAGAAAGCGUUUUCCACACAUUUAAGAUCUUUAAAGCGCGCUUUCAAGCAGGCAGGACUCGAUGAGGCGGCUUCGAAUGCGCGUCACAAAGAGGAUCGGAGAAAGGAACGCAAACAUUUGGUGUGUAUUCAUGGCAUGCUAUAUCACAGGCGUUUGGACAUUGCUCGUACAGUUUCAGACUUGCGAUCUCACAUCUCAAUGCUCACAAGGAUUGGUCCCGAUGGUAUGAGCAGCGACGAGACAGCAAAUGAGAAUAAUGUCCCCCAGUACCGCAUACUCGCAAGACACUGGCGCAGUCUGGAAGUCACUGCUUGGCUAUGUAUAUUCGAUGCGAUCUACCGUCACAAUCGAUAUGGCCCUGCGGGGACUGGUUCGCGGGGCAACAACGCUCGAAUGCGAUUCGAGUCCAUGUCUAUGGGUCACCCACAGAGGGCUGUCCGUCGACUUCCUCGUAAUGCUUACCGUGCUGAUUGGUAUGAUGGCCUCGAUCAGUAUGACCGGGAAGAACUUGACAGAUGCGAGGAUGAGGUUUAUGCCUUCACGCACGUUCCUAGCAUCCUACUGUAA